Molecule: messenger RNA, 1590 nt
Organism: Cryphonectria parasitica EP155
Lineage: Eukaryota; Fungi; Ascomycota; Sordariomycetes; Diaporthales; Cryphonectriaceae
Exons: 11
Coding region: 1-1590 (529 amino acids)
Biological process (GO): carbohydrate transport; transmembrane transport
Cellular component (GO): membrane
Molecular function (GO): carbohydrate:proton symporter activity
Source: RefSeq, a predicted model, not a curated record
AUGCAGUCGACAAAGGCAGAAUGGGACCAAUCUGCGCUAACGCCGAAUCAGAUCGCCGAGGCGUAUCGAGCAUCUAUGAACGAGCAUCGCAUGACCUUUUUCGAAGCAUUUCAGAGCUAUAAGAAGGCACUUUUCUGGAGUGCUGUUAUGGGACUUACCAUCAUCAUGGAAUCAUAUGAUCAGAUCCUUAUCAGCUCCUUUUAUGCCCUACCCGCCUUUCAGAAAACUUUUGGGUUCGAAACGUCGGACGGCUCGUACCAAGUGUCAGCUCCUUGGCAAUCAGCCCUUACACUUGUUCAGAAUGUUGGGCUCAUCAUUGGCAUUUUUGCUAAUACAUUUCUUGUCGACCGCUAUGGUAAUAUCGUCCUGGUUCAAAUAGCACUCGUCUUCGUUGCUGGCUUUGUGGCUAUCCUCUUCUGCGCCAAGUCGGCCGUUAUGCUUCUUGUGGGGGAGAUUCUCCUUGGAUUCCCACUGGGUACCAUCAACACAAUUGCUCCGGCUUACUGCAUUGAAGUUGCACCGCUCGCCUUGCGUCACUAUGGUCCAACUUAUAUUAACCUAUGCUGGGUCUUUGGGCACAUUAUUGCCACGGGCAUCCUCCGGGCCUAUGCUGAUAAUUCUACGGAAUGGGCCUGGAGAGUCCCUUAUGCAAUUCAGUGGAUUUGGCCGGUACCCUUAUUCAUUUGUUUAAUUUUCGCUCCAGAAUCCCCAUGGUUCCUUGUCCGCGCGGGGAGGCAUGAUGAAGCACUGAAAGCUCUUGACCGCCUCUCACACAAUGUUGACAAUCGCGAGACGCUUUCGCUGAUUCAACACACGGUGAUAUUGGAGCAACAGCUUGAGUUUGGUUCUUCGAUCUGGGACUGUUUUAAAGGUACGGAUCUACGUCGUACUGAGAUUGCGUGCAUUACAUGGUCCAGUCAAAUCUGGACACAAUUUGCCCUCGCUUCGGGCACUUAUUUCUUUGAAAUUGCUGGUCUCCCAACGACGGACUCGUUUGACCUAGGCAUCGGACAAUACGGAAUGGCAGGCCUUGCGACCAUGAUUUCCAUGGGCCUCCUCGAAAGAGUGGGCAGGCGUACGCUCUGGCUCUGUGGACUUGCGGCCAUGCUUGUGCCCAUCGUUUCGAUAGGCAUACUGUCUUUGCUUCCAUACCAAACACCCGCUGUUGUUUGGCCCCAAGGGGUCUUCAUACUCGUGAGGUUCUUCGCUUAUGGAAUCUCUUGUGGUCCAAUUCCAUUCGUUUAUUGUGGCGAGAUCAGCUCAGUCAAACUUCGACAAAAGACAUUGGCUCUUUCACGUAACUUUUACAACAUCGUUAACCUGGUCUCAUCUUGUGUAUCGCCGUACCUCAUCAACCCUACUGCAGCAGAUUUGAAGGGUAAAACUGCUUGGAUUAGCGCGGGACUGACGGUAUUGAUUGGAAUAUGGAGCUACUACCGCUUCCCAGAGACCAAGGGCAGGAGCUUCGAGGAGCUUGAUAUUCUUUUUGCCAAACGAGUUCCUGCGCGAAAGUUCAAAUCCUACCAGAUAAGAAUCGAGGAGGAGUUCGGACUGACUGACGAAAAACCGGCCGUAACGACAAUUGAUUGA